AUGAAGCUGGCACUGCUGCCCUGUCUGGUGGCUGUGGCCACCGCAAGCGGCUACGGCUACUUCCCUCACUCGUACAGCAAGCCAGUCCACGUCUACAGCAAGGUGGCCUACGUCAAGCCUUUCUACGGCGGCGCCUACGGAUACAGCUCGUACUACAACGACUACCCCGGCUACGGCUACGGCUACCACGGCGGCUACGGAGACGACUACGGCAACCACAUUGGCCACGGCUACGGGCACGGUUAUGGCUACGGAAACAAGUAUGGGUACAAGUACGGACAGAAAUACCACCGCUACAGCUACGGACACAAGCACGAAUACAGCAAGAACUACGCCUACGGCUACGGUCGCAAGUACGGCCACUCCUACGGCCAUAAAUAUGGAUAUGACCACGGCCGUAAAUAUGGCUACCACUACCACCAGCGUUAUCCCUACAACUACGGAUACCCCUACAGCUACCAUGGAUACGACGACCAUGACGACUAUUGA
Pollicipes pollicipes is the source of this 489-nucleotide messenger RNA. Its product is annotated as prisilkin-39-like. NCBI's taxonomy places the organism in Eukaryota, Metazoa, Arthropoda, Thecostraca, Pollicipedomorpha, Pollicipedidae. The transcript is spliced from 2 exons. The coding region runs from base 1 to 489 and encodes 162 amino acids. The record is from RefSeq and is a predicted model, not a curated record.